This is a messenger RNA of Gadus morhua (Atlantic cod), 1865 nucleotides long. Its product is annotated as F-box only protein 24. Lineage: Eukaryota; Metazoa; Chordata; Actinopteri; Gadiformes; Gadidae. The record is from RefSeq and is a predicted model, not a curated record. The transcript is spliced from 10 exons. Bases 176 to 1711 code for a protein of 511 amino acids. Gene Ontology annotation, molecular function: protein binding.
UCAUAUCCAAUCCAAUGCUGAACAAACACACACACACACACACACACACUUUAUACAUUAUGAAGUCACAAUAACCCAAUCGCCCCAGAAAUUCUAGAAUUCUUAACCCACAUUAUAACACACAGCGAGUGCUCAGAAAUCAUUUACAAACCUUUGCUCUUUAAAAUACUAUACAAUGCUGGGAACUGCACCCCCGGUAAAGAAGAGGGUGUGCUUACCCUCUCUGGAGGGAGCACCGCCCUCCUCCAGACUGAGGAGAGUGGAGGGAAGGAGAGGGAGGAGGACUCGCUGCCCCUCCCCUGAAACACCAUCCAGCUCCUUCCAACACGAGAGGACAGAAGAUGUUACAGCUGAGAGGCCCGGGGCCUGUAUUCAAGAUUUACCACCUGAGAUUAUGGAGGUCAUUCUGGGACAUCUCUCGCCAUGUGAUGUCAUGUCCUUUGGAGCGACCUGCGCCAGAUACCACCAGCAGAACAGUGUCCCCUGGGUCUGGAAGAGCUUCUGCAGCCGCAUGCCGGGCCCAUCAGAGCCCAGUGACUGGCAGCGGUUGGCCAUUCUCAAACACACCCAGGCACUGCACACUCAGCGACUGGGCCCGGCCCAGCGCGGCUCCCCAGGCACCAGGUCCCGCCGCUCCCAGCCCCCCACUUCCAGGGCCAUGGAACUCCCAGAGGCCCAUGGGUACCGGCGGGUGGUGCCUGCUUGGGGCAGCGUGCUGCUCUGGGACUACCAGGGCACCCUCCACCUGCUGAGGCAUGAUGGGGCUGAAGGGCUGCUGUCCCAGCCCAACGUCCUCUGCCACAACGUCAAGGAUUUUGCCGUUGAUCCUCGCAACGACGCCCGCCACCGUGAUCACGUUUACGUCUUGGCCAACCCCCAGGAUGUCUCCCAGGGAACCAGCAGAGUGACCUUCUACGGCCUGGGCACCGGUGCACCCGUGUUCCGGAUGACCUUUCACCCUUCACUGGCCUUCGCGCAGAUCUGCCUCACUGGGACUAAGAUCCACCGUCAGCUGCUGCUCCUUUCUGGCACUGGGGCAGUGUAUGGGCUCUCACUCAACGAGGCCAACAUGCUGCUGAGGUGGCACAACUUCUCUGUGCACAUGACACGCAAGAUCAUGAGUGUCCCUCAGGGUCCGCUGUCCAUCCGUCAGGUCCAAAGCAGCCAGAACAGCGCCCUCUACCUGAGUGGGGAUGGGACAGUGUGUCUGGAGGUCUAUUCCCCCGCUCUCUACAAGAAGAUGUUUGGCGACCAGCAGGUCUGCCCUGCCUUGCAACCGCCUGUGCAUCUGCCACUGCCUACCAAGGUGGUGAAGUGUUCUCUGGGCCCCAGCCAUAUCUGCCUGGUGGAUGAAAGGGGGGGCAUAUUCACGCAGGGAGAUAACAGCUUUGGCCAGUUAGGUACUGGAGACAGAGUUGACCGCAGACAACUCACUCAGGUGUCAGUGUCCAUGAGGCCUGUGGAUGUGUGGUGCGGGCCCAACCACACUCUGGUCCUGCUACAAGAUGAGUCCGGGGCCAAGGAGCUCCAUGGCUGUGGUUUUGGUGCCGCAGGCCGCCUUCCCGGCCACCCCAAAGGCAGCGAUGUGUUGGUCAAGCUCAACGUCCUGGUACCCCGGGCCUCCCGCUCAAUCUGUGCCGUCAAAAACUGCCUGUAUAUCAUGAGCAGCCAUGAUAUUGACGAGGCAUUGUUCGACAACGGCCACAACUGACCCUUCACAGCGCUACCAUCCCAUGCCAACACUAACAUCAACUACUGCUGCAGACAUCUAAUUUGAUUUAAUGCCACCUAGAAAUGACUUUGGCUUUCAUACCUGUAAGCACAGGAAUUGUUUUUGUCAUCGACCUACAUAAAAAUACACUUUG